UUUAUGUCAACCUCAUACAACUGUGACAACAUGUCAACCAGCGGCUAUCAUGUAUUUACAAUUAAUUAUCAGUUUAUUUAGUUUUCAAAUUGAUUCAAAUUAUAAUAGCUACAAUGGUUUUAUUGGACCACAAUGGACACAUGACCCAGAAUUUGAUGAUUCUAAUGAUUGGGCGAAACAUUUUGCUUUUGGACGAUGGGAUCUCCCAGGAAUCGGAAAACACUCGGAUAUACCCCAGUAUGAUUUUAUUGUAAUUGGAGCGGGCUCAGCUGGAUGUGUGGUUGCAAGAAGAUUAUCGGAAGUGAAGAAAUGGAAAGUUUUGUUACUUGAAGCAGGAAUCGAAGAACCCGCUGUUGCCGAUGUUCCAGGUCUAAACCCAUACAUUUUAAAUUCAAACAUUGAUUGGGGAUAUUCAACACAACCACAACCUCAUAUGUGUCGAGCGUUUCCGGACGGUAGAUGUAGAUGGUAUCGUGGUAAGGUAAUGGGUGGGUCAAGUACCACCAAUUACAUGCAAUACAUUCGAGGCAAUAGAAGAGACUAUGAUGAAUGGGAAGAAAUGGGUAACCAUGGUUGGAACUACGAAAAUGUUUUACAUUAUUUUAAAAAGUCUGAAGACAAUGAGGAUCCAGAAAUAGCUAAAAAUAAAUAUUACCAUGGACGAGGUGGACCGCAAACGGUUGAGUGGUUCCCUUAUAAAGAUCACAAUGUUCCAAUAAUGUUAGAUGCUUUAUUCCAUUCAGGAUAUCCACUCAUUGAUGCCAAUGCAGAAGAACAAUUAGGUGCAGUUAGAUUACAAAUGACAUCGAAACAUGGAUUACGUGCCAGUACAAAUAGUGCAUUCAUACGACCUGUUCGUAGAAAGAGACGCAAUUUAAAAGUACGGACUCAAGCACAUGUUACAAGAAUACUAAUCGAUCCUAAAACCAAGAAUGCAUUUGGUGUUGAAUUCAUGAACGAAAAUGGGGAGGUGGAAUAUGCUGUGGCUCAAAAGGAAAUUAUCCUUUCGGCCGGGUCAAUUAACUCACCACAAAUCCUUAAAGUAUCCGGAGUUGGGCCAAGAGAGGAAUUGCAAUCGCUUGAUAUUCCAGUAAUUUGUGACUUACCAGUUGGAAAAAAUUUACAUGAUCAUGCAACAUUCAGUGGUCUAGUUUUUGGCCUUACAAAUAAAUCAGCUACAUUAGCAGAUGAGAAAACUCAAGUUCAUGAUUUACACAAAUUUUUUCACAAUCAUAAAGGACCUUUAGCCGGUUCGGGGACACUUCAAGUAAGUGCUUUUUAUCAAACGCCAUACCAACAUAAUCAUGAUGUACCUGAUAUACAGUUUUCAUUUGAUGUAACGAACAUAGAAGAUUUUUAUACUGAGCCCACGUCGGAGGUUCCGUCACCAUCAUCAUACUAUAACGGUGUGAUGCUCCGCCCUGUAAUGCUAAAUCCAAACAGCCGUGGAGAAGUAUUAUUAAAUACUAGUGAUCCUAUUUUUGGGGCACCACUAAUAUAUCCGAAUUUUUUCUCAAAAGAACCCGAUUUAGAUCGAUUAAUUGAAGGUGCCAUUGAAGGUGUACGAAUUUUGAAAAAUGAAGUACUUAGUCAUAUCGGUGCUAUUAUAAAAAUUCCAUUACCUUAUUGCGAAGAAUACGAAUGGGGUACUCGUGAUUAUUGGGCAUGCGUAAUUGUUAGUUAUACAGCAACCAUUUAUCAUCCGGUUGGUACGUGUAAAAUGGGACCACAUGAUGAUCCAACAUCAGUUGUUGAUCAUGAACUACGUGUUUAUUGUGUUAAACGUCUACGUGUUAUAGACAGUUCAAUUAUGCCAAAAAUAGUAAGUGGUAAUACUAAUGCGCCGACAAUCAUGAUUGCAGAAAAAGGUAGUGAUAUGAUAAAACAUAUGUGGUUAUAA
This is a messenger RNA of Chrysoperla carnea, 1900 nucleotides long. Its product is annotated as glucose dehydrogenase [FAD, quinone]-like. Gene Ontology annotation, molecular function: flavin adenine dinucleotide binding; oxidoreductase activity, acting on CH-OH group of donors. Lineage: Eukaryota; Metazoa; Arthropoda; Insecta; Neuroptera; Chrysopidae. Bases 50 to 1900 code for a protein of 616 amino acids. The record is from RefSeq and is a predicted model, not a curated record. The transcript has 2 exons.